Messenger RNA from Fundulus heteroclitus (mummichog), 1312 nucleotides. RefSeq lists its product as uncharacterized. The record is from RefSeq and is a predicted model, not a curated record. Lineage: Eukaryota; Metazoa; Chordata; Actinopteri; Cyprinodontiformes; Fundulidae. The coding region runs from base 99 to 1280 and encodes 393 amino acids. The transcript has 2 exons.
CACAUAAUGCCAUCAAGCAACAUGUCAGAUCCGGUUUAAAAAGUGAGAGGACUGAGGAAAAGCUUAGAGCUGGACAGCACAACAACUACAUUGCAAACAUGCCACUUAAUCCAAAUGCCAAACUUGCAGCUAAUGCUGGUCGACUCUCAAGAUCACAUGCUGCAAAGAUCAAGGACAACAAGACGGCUGGUACCCUUCUUGAUAUCAGAGUUCUGUCGGAGGCCACUGGUACUCGAGUUGUUAUUCUAACAGAAAACAAACAUGGAAAACUCACAAAAAUGCAGGAGGUGAGUCCAAGCACUAAAUCUACUGGUGAAACAGUGACUUUGAUCUACAGGCCAAAGAGCACCCAAAACCCUAAUGGUCACUAUGAUGUGUUCAUCAACAAUAAGACAGUGAGCAUAGACAGUAAACAAAAGGGUUCCCUUUUUCACGCUUUGGCAAGAGGCAUGAAACCAAAAGCCAGUGAAACAGAGAUUGCUUCGGAGGCAAACCACCUCAGACAUGUGGAGGCCAACACUCUACUCAAACACCCAGGACAAUGGGAAUCUUUCAUGAAGCGCAAACAGUUGACAGAAACCAUCAGAGGGGGAGACUGGUACAUGGCAGAGGCAGGUAGACCAGAAAGAAUUAUAAAAGAAAACAAAACUCUACUGCAGAAAGUAACUGGAAAGAUUGAACAAUACAAAGGAUAUUUGAAAAAAACAGCCAUUCCAGUAGUUGAAAAAACUGUCAGUACAGAUCAGCAGCCUCCGAACAGUAGUAUAGUGGCAGCUAAAACACUGAACCAGAACAGCAAACUGGCAAUGGCAAUGCUACAAGUGAGAAAAUAUUUACAUGUUUCAGAUACCAGCAAAACAUCUAGUGCUGAGAAUCAAGAAGGCCUGAAGCUACCAACUGAUCGCAACCUUAAAGAUGUAAUUGAUGACGUUUCCUCUCCAGAACCAAAAGCUUUGAGAUCAUACUUGGCCUCCAUGAUAAGCAAAGAUGAUGUUGUUGGAACCUUUAAACUGAUGACAUUUGGAGCAAUGGUCAGAUGUCAACUGAGUAACACCAAGAAUGUUCAAAACAAGAAGAAGAGUAAAACCCGGAUUGCUAGGUUUGAAAAAAGCUUUCAGCAACUCAGUACACAGAUGGUACAUAAAUGGUACAACCUGCUCAAAGGCAAGGGUGUCAUGACAAAUGACCACCUAUCAACCAUCACACAAUGGAUCAACAACCAGGGCUACAAGGAUCAAAAUGAUCCACACAGGAAACAGGCGUUCAGCAUCCUUUCAUGAAGAGUGAAAACCCCGGAGGAUACAAGAAGAAU